AUGUCCUUGUCUCGAUCGCCAAAGGAGCUGCUGCUCCUUAGGCGACAAUUGACUAACCUCGGCCGCCCCGCAAGGCUAACCCGAAGCAUAGCCACCUUCACGCCGCCCGGCCAAGCGAGCGCCAUAUCGUUAAUACAGAGCAGCAUCGACACGUCUUCGGAGGAAUUCAAGGAAAAUGAGAGGCAGAUGAGCGAGGUUGUGACCCGCAUGCGCGAGCUCACCAAGAAGGCCCAGCUCGGCGGGUCGGCGAAGGCGAGGGAGAAGCACCUUGCGCGGAAGAAGAUGCUGCCCCGCGAUCGUGUCGCCGCGCUGAUCGACCCCGGUACCACGUUCCUGGAGCUAUCUCCGCUCGCCGGACAUGAGCUGUAUCCCGAGGCGGAGGUGCCCGCCGGCGGUAUCGUCACUGGUGUUGGUGUCGUGGAGGGCGUUCACUGCGUGAUUGUUGCGAAUGACAGCACGGUGAAGGGUGGAACAUAUUAUCCCAUUACUGUGAAGAAGCAUUUGAGGGCGCAGGCCAUUGCGCAGGAGAACAAUCUUCCAUGCAUCUACAUGGUUGACAGCGGCGGUGCCAACCUUCCCCACCAGGCCGAGGUCUUCCCUGACCGAGAGCAUUUCGGCCGGAUAUUCUACAACCAGGCGAGGAUGAGUUCGCAGGGUAUUCCUCAGAUCUCCGUCGUCAUGGGUCCAUGCACGGCUGGUGGCGCCUACGUGCCCGCCAUGAGCGACGAGAGCAUCAUUGUCCAGAACCAAGGUCACAUUUUCCUCGCUGGUCCCCCGCUCGUCAAGGCUGCUACCGGCGAGGUUGUCAGCCCCGAAGAGCUCGGAGGAGGUGAAAUGCACUCCUCCGUCUCCGGUGUCACUGAUUACCUUGCCGUUGACGAUGCCCAUGCCAUUACCCUAGCUAGACGUUGUGUGAGCAACUUGAACUGGCCCAAGAAGGAGUCGGCACAAACGCAAACUUUCGAGGAGCCCCUGUACCCCGCUGAAGAGCUUCUCGGAAUUGCGACAACGAACCUCCGGAAGCCCUUGCCCAUCCGCGAAGUGAUUGCUCGCAUCGUCGACGGCUCCAAGUUCUCUGAGUUCAAGCGUGACUUCGGUUCCACUCUCGUGACGGGCUUCGCCAGCAUUUACGGCCACAAGGUCGGUAUCGUCGCCAACGACGGUAUCCUCUUCGCGUCGUCUUCGGUCAAGGGUGCUCACUUCAUCGAGCUCUGCGCCCAGCGAGGCAUCCCUCUCAUCUUCCUCCAGAACAUCUCCGGCUUCAUGGUUGGUGCGCAGGCCGAGCGUGAGGGUAUCGCCAAGCACGGCGCCAAGCUCGUGACGGCGGUCGCGUGCGCCGACGUACCCAAAUUCACCGUCGUCGUCGGUGGCUCGUACGGCGCCGGAAACUACGGUAUGUGUGGAAGGGCGUAUAGCCCGAGGUUCCUCUGGAUGUGGCCCAAUGCCAAGAUUGGUGUUAUGGGAAGCGAGCAGCUGUCCAGCGUCAUGGAGACGGUCGGAAAGAAGAACCCCGAGUUGAGGGACACGAUAGAAAAGCAGAGUGACUCUGUGUACUCUUCGGCGAGGUUAUGGGACGAUGGUGUCAUCCCUCCCGAGCACACUCGGAAGUAUCUGGGACUGGGUCUCCAGGCUGCCCUUGGAGGCAAGAACGAGGCCAAGGCCGGUGCGACCAAGUUUGGUGUCUUCAGGAUGUAA
Molecule: messenger RNA, 1695 nt
Organism: Scedosporium apiospermum
Lineage: Eukaryota; Fungi; Ascomycota; Sordariomycetes; Microascales; Microascaceae
Product: putative methylcrotonoyl-CoA carboxylase beta chain, mitochondrial
Exons: 2
Coding region: 1-1695 (564 amino acids)
Biological process (GO): L-leucine catabolic process
Cellular component (GO): methylcrotonoyl-CoA carboxylase complex; mitochondrion
Molecular function (GO): methylcrotonoyl-CoA carboxylase activity
Source: RefSeq, a predicted model, not a curated record